Messenger RNA from Pseudopipra pipra, 3973 nucleotides. It is a transcript of the gene GHSR, whose product is annotated as growth hormone secretagogue receptor. Gene Ontology annotation, biological process: G protein-coupled receptor signaling pathway; hormone-mediated signaling pathway. The coding region runs from base 970 to 2028 and encodes 352 amino acids. NCBI's taxonomy places the organism in Eukaryota, Metazoa, Chordata, Aves, Passeriformes, Pipridae. Gene Ontology annotation, molecular function: growth hormone secretagogue receptor activity. Gene Ontology annotation, cellular component: plasma membrane. The transcript has 2 exons. The record is from RefSeq and is a predicted model, not a curated record.
UCAGAGCACUGGUUGCCACCUCAGAGAUGGGGUGUGAGGGAUGCAGCCCCUGUGGAUAGACAGAAGUGAAAAUUGAUUAUGCCACAGUGCACACUCCCUGACAAUUUGUGGGGAAAGGUUGAAAAGAGGGAGAGAUAAACCCUAUACAGAUGUACAGGGGGUCACUUUAGUGCCCCUGAUCUCACCUUGUGCUGCUUCCAUUUUACUUCCUUUUGGGUACAACAUCGUCCUUUGAGUCUGCAGCUGGGGAAACACACAGUUCUGAUGUCUGCGUCUGCAAAGGGCAGCAGCCACACGCUGAAUCGAAAUUUAAUUGCAGGUAAAUCAUAUGGAAACGGGUGACUACUGCAGCUUCACUGAACUAGAGCCUCGCCGGGCUCCUGCCAAGACCCAAGGACAGAGCAAAGAUACAGAGCGAGGAGGCAGCGAUCGCACCCAUCGCCGCGGUCCCGGUGGGAUGUGCGGUGAGGGGAUGCGCGGCUGGGGGGAUGCGCGGCUGAGGAAAUGCGCGGUUGAGCGGCGCGGGGGGAUGUGCGCGGGGACAGAGCCCUGAGAACGGCGGACAAGGGACGGUCCCGCCUCUCCGAGAGCACCGACAGGCGGGACCAGGCGGGACCCGCACCUGUCCGGGCGGGGCAGGCGCCGGGGGCGGACCGGGAGCGCCGGACCCGCCGGGGUGGGUGAGUCCUCCCGCGCCGGGGGCUCGGGAAGAAAGUUUAAAUGCCGGUACCGGCGCGGGUGGAGCGGCCGCCCGGGGGUCGCGGGGCCGCCCCACGUCUCGUGUGACGCGCGGCGAGCGCCCGCCCGCCCCGGGCCGGGGGGAGCGACAGUGCCCGGGAGAGGCGGAGCGGGGCCGCCCGUCGCUCCCCGCCUCCGGCCCCGCACCUGCUCGGGCGCGCAGCGGCGCGGGGACCGCGCGGGGCCGGGCCGCGCCGCGCCGGGCGGGGAUGCGCAUCCCUCGGCGGCAGGAUGCCGGAGGGGAGCGCGGGCGGCCGCGGCGCGGAGAACCGGACGGGCGCCGAGGCCCCGCAGCACCUGUUCCCCGUGCCCGUGCUCACCGGCAUCACCGUCGCCUGCGUCCUGCUCUUCGUCAUCGGGAUCGUCGGCAACCUCAUGACCAUGCUGGUGGUGUCGCGGUUCCGGGACAUGAGGACCACCACCAACUUCUACCUGUCCAGCAUGGCCUUCUCCGACCUGCUCAUCUUCCUCUGCAUGCCCCUGGACCUCUUCCGCCUCUGGCAGUACCGGCCCUGGAACUUCGGGGACCUCCUCUGCAAGCUCUUCCAGUUCAUCAGCGAGAGCUGCACCUACUCCACCAUCCUCAACAUCACGGCGCUCAGCGUGGAGCGGUACGUCGCCAUCUGCUUCCCCCUCCGAGCUAAAGUCAUCAUCACCAAGGGGAAGGUCAAGCUGGUCAUCCUCUUCCUCUGGGCUGUCUCCUUCAUUAGCGCCGGACCCAUCUUCAUCCUGGUGGGGGUCGAGCACGAGAACGGCACGAAUCCCCUGAGCACCAACGAGUGUCGAGCCACCGAGUAUGCCAUCCGCUCGGGGCUCCUCACCAUCAUGGUCUGGAUCUCCAGCAUCUUCUUUUUCCUGCCCGUGUUCUGCCUGACUGUGCUGUACAGCCUCAUCGGGAGGAAGCUCUGGAGGAGGAAGAGAAAGAACAUCGGUCUAAACACCGUCAUCAGGGACAAGAACAACAAGCAAACUGUGAAAAUGUUAGUUGUGGUGGUAUUUGCUUUCAUACUCUGCUGGUUGCCUUUUCACGUAGGACGAUAUUUAUUUUCCAAAUCCUUUGAAGCUGGAUCCUGGGAGAUAGCAGUGAUCAGCCAGUACUGCAACCUGGUAUCCUUUGUCCUCUUCUACCUUAGUGCAGCCAUCAACCCCAUCCUCUACAACAUCAUGUCCAAGAAGUACCGCGUGGCCGCCUGCCGCCUGUUCGGACUCAAACCCCUCCCAAGGAAAAGACUCUCCAGCACAAAGCAGGAAAGUUCCCGUGUGUGGACAGAGUCGAGUGUCAUCACAUGACACAUGGUUUCCAGGGCUGGUGCAUCACUCACUGCAUUUCCCAGAAAGCCAUAACAGAAGGGAAAGAGGGCAAGAAACGGGAAUCGGAAUGUUAAAGCCGUACUUUUGUCAUCGUCCGGAUCUGCUGAAAGAUGUAAUGCAGGCAGUUAAAGAUUCAAGAAAACAACAAGCUAAACUUUGAGACUAUAAAAGGAGACAAAUGGUCACAGAAUUUGGAAACACUCAAGUAUAAUUUGUCUGCUGCUUUUGCCCGUAUGAAUUUUUAAUGCUGACUUUAGCCCAGAUCUAGGCUUUGCCCUCCUGACCAAGCAAACAUGGCCCACUUGUACAACUUCAGUAGCAGCUAAUUCGAGCUGAAUGUUUCCAGAGUUAGCUUUAGUUUUGCUAAGAAUUUUGCUACCAUAUAACCAGACCCUAGAGAGAGAAAACUGAAUUGCCUUUUUGGAGUAGUAAACGUGAAAUUUGAUACACUUUUCAUAAUCUUGAUUUUUAAAUAAGCUCACGUUUUUCUCAGAAGGAGGAAAUGAUUUCUUAAAAACAAAAAAAAAAAAAAGAGAGGUAAAAUGGGUAAUUUUUACACAUGCUAAAAAUAAAUGACCUUCAUGUCACGUCCAAGUAGAAAGGAAACAAAAAAUGCCUUCACAGAAGUGGCUUACAACAUGACUGUACUGAAAUAUUUUUUUUAAAUAUAUAUCAGUGGGACAAGGACAGGGCUGACUUCAGGACUGCGGUGAUGCUAUAAAAAUGUGGAAUGCAAUCUCCCACCAAAGUCUCUCUUUUUUUUUAUACUAGCUAAAUCAUCUGUACUUGUUUUGUUCAGUGUGACUGUGAGUGACACAAUGUGGUUGAACUUGGAAGCUUUUAGUUGUAUUUAUUUGGUAUUUGUAACAAGUUUGCGGCUACCUGUCCCUAACUGUGCCCGUCCAUACCCCAAGGUUUGCUGAGGACAAGUCUCCUGCUUGUAAACCCCCUCCACAUUUCUGUUUGAAGUCUAUUAGCCAGUUCCCAGUCCCACAUCCCCCCGUAAAGCCCAGUGUGCAAUUGUACUCGUUUGCUGCAGUAUUGAAUUGAGAACAUUUUACAUUUUUUAACCAACGUGACCUGAGAAAAUAAUAGAAAAAUCUGCAUUAAAAGACACAGGCAGACACAUUCUCAUACUUGAUUCAUAAAAAUCUUAAAUUAGAUUUAAGUAUGCCAUUUCAAGGCACACCAGAAAAUGUUCCAUCCGCUGUGCUAAUAAAUAUGUCUUAUAUUGUCUCACCAACACGUGGAUUUUGUGCUCCAGCUCAUAGAGCUUCAGAGCAUGCAUGUGAUAGCAGCUUUCUGUUCACUUGGUUCUAGUAUUCAUUCUCCAUAAUGAAUUUAAGUUCUCCUUAAUGAAUUUGCUGUUAGCAGAAGCUUUCCUGCCUUCAAACCCUCGUUCACACUGGGCCACUUUACACCUGUUACACCUCUAGCUGGCGGUGCUGCUCAGGUAAAACAAGAGAAUUUGGCCUCUUCUCUACAUACCACAUCCUUCCUAGCACCUGGCACUUUGCUGGGGUCAGGGGCUGGUUGCUGCUCCUUGGUGGUUCCUGAGCCUGUGCCCUCCCCACUCCACGCUCGCAGGAGCGCAGGUUUGAUGUACACACACUACACAUUAAGGUACGGCAGAGCUAUGGGAUCAUCUCCCACUUCACCUCUAACCACAUCCACCUCACAGCCCAUUUUGUUCUCUCACUCAUUGACUGACAAGCAGAUCUGAUGGCAGACGUCAUGCAACUCAGGGAAACAAGACACUGGGGAAUCUCAAAAGGAUUGUGAAGAUGUGAGCUCACUAAUGACCCGUCUGUGUAAACGAACCCAUCACAAGCACCCGGCAUCACAUCAGUGUUUCGAGUCUCAGCUGUGUCUGUGGUAUUAAAUGUGAACAGAAAAAGAAAUAAAGUGAUAAGACCCUUUAUAA